Puma concolor (puma) is the source of this 1116-nucleotide messenger RNA. RefSeq names its product muscle RAS oncogene homolog (gene MRAS). Gene Ontology annotation, cellular component: membrane. Gene Ontology annotation, molecular function: GTP binding; GTPase activity. The record is from RefSeq and is a predicted model, not a curated record. Lineage: Eukaryota; Metazoa; Chordata; Mammalia; Carnivora; Felidae. Gene Ontology annotation, biological process: signal transduction.
CUCCUGGGGUGACUGGUCCUCAUGUCAGUCAGAUUUGCAUGUUGACCAGCCUGCUGGAUCAAGUCUGACCUAUCAGAAACAUGGCAACCAGUGCCGUCCCCAGUGACAACCUCCCCACGUACAAGCUGGUGGUGGUGGGAGAUGGGGGUGUGGGCAAGAGCGCCCUCACCAUCCAGUUUUUCCAGAAGAUCUUUGUGCCUGACUACGACCCGACCAUCGAAGACUCCUACCUGAAACAUACGGAGAUUGACAAUCAGUGGGCCAUCCUGGACGUUCUGGACACAGCCGGGCAGGAGGAGUUCAGCGCCAUGCGGGAGCAGUACAUGCGCACAGGGGACGGCUUCCUCAUCGUCUACUCGGUGACAGACAAGGCCAGCUUCGAGCACGUGGACCGCUUCCACCAGCUCAUCCUGCGCGUCAAGGACAGAGAGUCAUUUCCGAUGAUCCUCGUGGCCAACAAGGUCGAUCUGAUGCAUUUGAGGAAAAUCACCAGGGAACAAGGAAAAGAAAUGGCGACCAAACACAAUAUUCCGUACAUAGAAACCAGUGCCAAGGACCCACCUCUCAACGUCGACAAAGCCUUCCAUGACCUGGUGAGGGUAAUUAGGCAACAGAUUCCAGAAAAGAGCCAGAAGAAGAAGAAGAAAACCAAAUGGCGGGGAGACCGGGCCACCGGCACCCACAAACUGCAGUGCGUGAUAUUGUGACGGGCCUGAGACCCUGGCCACAGUGACCAUGAACUGGCCAGCCCUCGGGACCCUCCACUGCCUAACCGCACUGAAAACCAUUUCUAACCAUGACCCUUGGCCCGAGGACCUGGCACGGGAAGGGAGAAAGGGAGGGUGGGCAGGAAGGAGAUAUGCUCCGGCUUUGCCAAAAGGGCACAGGCUUUCCCGUGUCUCGUAAGAGACCGGGAAGCAACGCUAAACAGAAGCAGCACCCAAGCCCCUCGCUUUGAUUCAACCCGGUUCCUCCCCGUCUCUCUCAGUGGCUACGUUGUUUCUUUGAAGUACACAGUAUUGAUUUGACAUUGAAGGGUGUACCUCAGACAAAGUACCAAACAAGCCAUGAUCAAUUCCCCGCCGGCUCCAGCCUCCAACCCAAAGUGUCUGAGCU